Calliphora vicina (urban bluebottle blowfly) is the source of this 913-nucleotide messenger RNA. RefSeq names its product protein trunk-like. The transcript has a single exon. Gene Ontology annotation, molecular function: signaling receptor binding. Bases 6 to 659 code for a protein of 217 amino acids. NCBI's taxonomy places the organism in Eukaryota, Metazoa, Arthropoda, Insecta, Diptera, Calliphoridae. The record is from RefSeq and is a predicted model, not a curated record.
AGCAGAUGAAGUAUAUUUUAUAUUGGUACUUGCUAAUGGAAUUUGUAUUUGAAAUAUCUAUGGAUUAUUGUAAACAAUUAUCAACAAAAUCUCUUACGAAAAUUCAUGGACAGGCGUUUAAUCCACGUUAUAUGAGCAUCGAUCCUCCAUCCUCUAAUCACGAUGCUGGCAGCAAACGGUCAUCUUACGAAAUCCCAUUUUAUGCUGAUAAAGACGUUGUGUCUGUUGGUGAUUUUCCAGCUUGGGAAACAGAUCAUGUAAUAUUUUAUGAGAAGAAACAAGAGACAGCUUUAAAACAUAAGAGCAUACGCAUUAGAAAUAUUUUCAAUGAACGCACGUUUCCAAAGUCUGAUGUUUUCAAAACUCGACCAUGGGAAUGCCCCUCUAAAAUUGCAUGGUUAGAUUUAGGCUUACAAUAUUUUCCAAGAUAUAUCCGCUCUGUUGAAUGCAUUUCAAAGAAAUGUUGGUAUGGUCAUUUUAACUGCAAGGCUAAAUCGUUUACAAUUAAAAUUUUGAAAAGAAAAAAUGGGUCAUGUAUUCGAAUAAGUGAAAAAUUGCUUAUGGUUACAUUAGAAGAAUUCGAUGCGGAUUACACUGAAUUAUGGGUAUGGGAGGAGAUUUCAAUAAAUUUUUGUUGUGAUUGCGUCAUGCUGCGUUGAAAAAUGAAUAUACAUUUAAUCGUUGGCAUGAAUGAAGUACCAACCACCAUCAUAAUAUACCAGAAGUAAAAAGUAACAAAAGUGAAAAAAUUUUCAGAUGUGUUGCUAUAUUGUCAAAAACAAAUUUAAAAUGCUUGAAAGUAUUCUUUCGAAUUACAGACUUUAUAUUUGCACCUUACUUUGCGCUAUUUUAUGCAUUUAGAACCAUUAUUAUGAAAUUAUUUAAUAAAAUCUAACUUAAUUUAAAAAAAAAA